This is a messenger RNA of Neurospora tetrasperma FGSC 2508, 2034 nucleotides long. RefSeq lists its product as uncharacterized. The coding region runs from base 1 to 2034 and encodes 677 amino acids. The record is from RefSeq and is a predicted model, not a curated record. Gene Ontology annotation, molecular function: ATP binding; nucleic acid binding. The transcript is spliced from 2 exons. Gene Ontology annotation, cellular component: mitochondrion. NCBI's taxonomy places the organism in Eukaryota, Fungi, Ascomycota, Sordariomycetes, Sordariales, Sordariaceae.
AUGAAGGCCAGUCCCUCCAUCUCUCGCCUUCUUACCCGAUCAACCAAUCGCGUCCUUGGUGCCUCUUUGUCCCAACCUGUCUCAUACCCUCUCACCUCACGUCUGCUUCACUCUUCUGCCACCGUUCCAGCCAGACUCUCGACUGGCCAGACACUUCAACAGCUCGCUUACCGCAACCGCCUCACUCCUCGUUCAGCUUCUUUCUCGACCUCUGGCCCCUCUCACCAGGAGGCUGCUGCUGUUGCUCCCGCUUCCCAAGUCUCUCCCGCCCCCGUCGCCGAUAUGCCGGGUGUUUACGCCGAUAUGGCUGGCCGCCUUGACGCCCGCCUGCUCAAGGCCCUCGACGCCAUGGGCUAUGCAAACAUGACGCCCGUUCAGGAAAAGGUCCUUAACAUGGGCUCCUUCACCCAGGACUGCCUCGUCCAGGCCAAGACCGGCACCGGCAAGACCAUUGCCUUCCUUCUCCCCGCCCUGCACACGCUCUUGAACGCCAAGGACCUUGACCCUUCCCAAGUUGCCUUGUUGAUCCUGGCUCCCACGCGUGAGCUCGCCCAGCAGAUCGUGGAUGAGUGCGAGAAGCUGGUCAGCCAGUGCAAUCCCCGCUUCGAGUGCCAUCUUGCCGUUGGUGGUAGCGCCAAGGCCUCCAGUCUCAGCAAGUUCCUUCGUGGCAAGCCCACCAUCCUCGUGGCCACCCCCGGACGUCUUGAUGACUACCUUUCCGACGAGCGUGUAAAGCAAAAGUUCAACAACCUCCGCUGCUUGGUCCUGGAUGAGGCCGACUGCAUGCUUGAUCAAGGCUUCUUGCCCGCCCUGACCAAAAUCCUCACAAGCUUGCCUAAGAAGCAACAGGCUGGCUGGCAGGGCAUGUGCUUCAGUGCCACGCUCCCUCCGUCGAUCCACAAGGUGCUGCACCACGUUCUCGCUCCCAAGCACGCUCACAUCUCCACUGUCGACGAGAACGAGGCCCCGACCAUCAACAGCGUCCCUCAGUCAUACAUGAAGGUCGAUUCAGUUGACGAUGUCCUCCCCACUCUGCACAACCUUCUGUCAGCUGAACGCUAUGACAACCCCAAGCUCAAGGCUGUCGUGUUCUGCUCAACCGCCAGACAGGCCGCUCUGUUGUACACCCUUUUCGGUCACACGGGCGGCGCUUCCCCCGCGAAGCUACCUGUGUGGCAGAUGCAAUCGCGCAUGAACCAGGCGCAACGCACCAGGACGACCGAGGAGUUCAAGAACACCGACAGCGGUAUCCUCUUUGCCUCGGACGUGGUUGGACGUGGCUUGGACUUUCCCGAUAUCCACCUUGUCAUCCAGGUCGGAAUUCCCCUCAACAGCGAGCAGUACGUUCACCGUGUCGGAAGAACCGGUCGCGCCGGCAAAGGUGGCCGCGCCGUCAUGAUUAUCACCCCCGAAGAUUUUUGGUUUGUGGAGCGCAACCGCCAGUUCCCCAUGGCCCACCAGUCACUGGCCAAGGUUCCCGAUCAGGUCAAGGCCCAAGCCUACGUUGCAUAUCUUGGCUUCGUCAACACCAUGCGCAGCAAGAUGAAGAUCACCCCCGCCCAGAUGGUUCAGGUCGCCAAUCGCUACGCCUUCUCCCUCGGCUGCGAGGAGCCCCCGGCCAUUGAGGCGUCUACAAUUGGCAAGAUGGGCCUCAAGGGUGUUCCUGGCCUCAUCAAGAAUACCGGCCCGUCUCUAAGAGGACAGCGGAAUGGCGGCAACAGGCCGAACCAAUCUGCCCCCCGCGGUGGUGGUCGUGAUGCUGGUCGUGAUGCUGGCCGUGAUACUGGCCGUGAUGCUGCCCGCGAUUUGGAUACUUCCUUCUUUGGCAAUGGUUCUAAUGGAGGCGCUCCUCGUGGUGGUGGCCGCGGCCGCGGUGGCUUCGGCGGUAGAGGACGUGGUGGCCCUAGUGGUGCCGGUGGUGACAGGAACAGUAGCUUCAAGAAGCCGCGUGACGAUUCUGCCCCUCCCGGCUCUUCUGGCGGUUCCCGGAAUAAGAGACCGAGACGCGAGGACAACAGGCGUGAGGCCUUCUAA